Molecule: messenger RNA, 1501 nt
Organism: Trifolium pratense (red clover)
Lineage: Eukaryota; Viridiplantae; Streptophyta; Magnoliopsida; Fabales; Fabaceae
Product: transcriptional corepressor LEUNIG-like
Exons: 10
Coding region: 1-1191 (396 amino acids)
Molecular function (GO): transcription corepressor activity; protein binding
Source: RefSeq, a predicted model, not a curated record
AUGAACCUAAUACAUUCACCUGAAGAACUUUUUGAAAAUUUACUGUAUGAUUUUCUGAACAAGAAAGGAUUGCCAAGAACUGCUGAGGCAUUCCUAAAUGAAACUCAACUUGCUGGACAAAUUCCCGAUGAGUUUAAUCAACAUGAACAUCCACAUGGAUUCUUGUACGGCAUUUGGACUACGUUCUGUUACAAGUAUAACUCUAGGCAAUACAUACCAGGAACCUUGAUCAGUGAGAGUCAGGCCCCAGAUAUUGGUGCUAUAAUGGACUCUACCCCUCAAAUACUCCAAGAAGGAUAUACUAUUCAACUUCUUUCAAGUUUUCCAAGAGAUGGUCCAUGGAACACUCUUCAUUCCUGCGAUUUUUCAUCAGAUGGAAAGAUUGUAGCAAGUGGUGGGCUUGGUGGGGGGAAGCCUUUCCUUUGCUACUUGGAUUCCAAAGAUUCUGUAACUACAUCCGAAUCACAUUCAUCUUCCAUCUCCGAAGUUAGAUUUCAACCAGGGUCAACUAUAUUUGCAACAUCUUCUCGUCAUACAGUAAGAUUAUGGGAUGCAGAAAGAGAAAGACUUGGGAGAUCAGUGUUAGAUUUUGUUGAACAUAAAGGGACAGUAAGAUCAUUGGACUUCCACCCAUCAAAAGGAAUUCUUUGCUCGUCUGAUAGCCACGAUGAAAUUAAAGUAUGGGAUCUCAUUGAAAGUAUCAUGGUUAAAGAGUUUAAGGAAAACGGAAGCAUAGUGAGAUUUCAGCCUGGAUCUGGGACACUUUUGGCAGUUGCUAAUAAAAAUGUUCUCAACAUACUUGAUUUCGAGAAUUCUACUGUUGUGAAACGUUUUCAGGGACAUGUCGAAAAUAUCUGUUCCAUAUGUUGGGAUGUCACUGGAAAUUGGAUUGCCUCUGCCAGUGAAGAUGAAGUACGCGUCUGGUCGCUUGUGAUGGACGAACCAUAUGUGUGGUUAUCAGAUGGGAAGAAGUUGAAGUCCAUCAUAUUCCAUCCUCGAUACCAUAACGUCUUAGUUAUUGGUAGUUCAAAGGGCAUGGACUUGUUACUGUUAGAUAUUGAUGUGGGAUUACGUAUGAAACAAGUCUAUAAUUUACCAACUAUCGGACUAGCAGCUUGUGCGCAAAAUGAAUACAUUGCAUCAACUACAAGCACAACUAGCAAUGAUUCUGUGGUCAACAUAUGGAAAUGAAGUUGUAGUUAAUGUCUCUUUUCUUUGGUAAAAUUCCUACCUUGCUUCAGUUUUAGGAUUUGUUAGAUGAUCUUGCUGAAAUCAGUUUAGUCUAUCGAACAUCAAAUGCGAGAGAUGGGCUUGGAUCCUACGGAAAGAGCGAAUAGCUUUUACCUUAUCUCUUUUUUUCACGACCUGCUGAUAUACAGACAAAUUAGAGGUCAUGGUGAACAUAGAACACUAUGCUUAAUUUGUUUUUUCAAUUUCUGUACCUAUUUGGAUGCAAGUAGUAUAGAUUUUCUUUUUCUCUCUUUUACAAUGAUUUUACUUU